Messenger RNA from Branchiostoma belcheri (Belcher's lancelet), 3006 nucleotides. Its product is annotated as stress-70 protein, mitochondrial-like. Gene Ontology annotation, molecular function: ATP-dependent protein folding chaperone; misfolded protein binding; ATP hydrolysis activity. The coding region runs from base 126 to 2198 and encodes 690 amino acids. Gene Ontology annotation, cellular component: mitochondrion; cytoplasm. NCBI's taxonomy places the organism in Eukaryota, Metazoa, Chordata, Leptocardii, Amphioxiformes, Branchiostomatidae. Gene Ontology annotation, biological process: protein refolding; cellular response to unfolded protein. The transcript has 15 exons. The record is from RefSeq and is a predicted model, not a curated record.
AAAGGAAAGUACGCAUGCGCAAUCCGCCGUUACAUCACUCACGUGGAAGACAUUUUGUGCGCAGUGCGAAGAGUUUCUAGACUUUUCCACAUUUUCUCCGGAGAAAAGCAGACCAGUGAACCAACAUGUUGUCUGCAGCAAGAUUUACAGCGACUCAGCUAACGCACCAGUCUAAGAACUGGACACUUUUACUGCAGAACAGAGGGUUUUCGCACGCCACGAAAAGGGUACCAUGGACCAGAGUGCUGUCAGACUCCAUCACAACACAGUCCAAGAGACAUGCCUCAGACGGUGUAAAAGGGGCAGUGAUUGGCAUCGACUUGGGCACGACAAACUCCUGUGUUGCUGUGAUGGAGGGAAAGGCUGCCAAGGUCCUGGAAAACGCAGAGGGCUCCCGGACAACUCCAUCUGUCGUCGCUUUCACACCUGAGGGAGAAAGACUUGUGGGCAUGCCCGCCAAGCGUCAGGCAGUCACCAACCCAAAAGCAACAUUUUACGCAACCAAGCGACUGAUCGGACGCAAGUAUGAGGACAAGGAGACACAGAAGGACCAGAAGACAGUGUCGUUUGAGAUCGUGAAGGCAUCAAAUGGGGAUGCCUGGGUCCAGGCACAUGGCAAGAUGUACUCACCCAGUCAGAUUGGAGCUUUCACACUCAUGAAGAUGAAAGAAACUGCUGAGAGCUACUUGGGUACCUCAGUGAAGAAUGCUGUAAUUACUGUGCCAGCCUACUUCAAUGAUUCACAGAGACAGGCAACCAAGGAUGCUGGACAGAUCGCAGGCUUGAAUGUCCUGAGAGUUAUCAACGAACCAACUGCAGCUGCUCUGGCUUAUGGCAUGGACAAGACAGAGGACAAAAUCAUUGCCGUGUAUGACCUGGGAGGUGGAACCUUCGAUAUCUCCAUCCUGGAGGUGCAGAAGGGCGUGUUUGAGGUGAAGUCUACUAACGGAGACACCCUGCUGGGAGGAGAGGACUUUGACAACACACUGCUCAACUACCUGGUCAAGGAGUUCAAGAGAGAGCAAGGCAUUGACCUGACCAAAGACAACAUGGCCCUGCAGAGGCUGAGAGAGGCAGCUGAGAAGGCCAAGAUUGAGCUGUCAUCUUCCCUACAGACGGACAUCAACCUCCCCUACUUGACAAUGGACCAGUCCGGUCCCAAGCACAUGAACAUGAAGUUGACCCGUGCCCAGUUUGAGAACCUGGUCGGUGACAUCAUCAAGCGCACGGUACAGCCGUGCGUCAAGGCCAUCCAGGAUGCAGAGGUUAAUAAGUCCGACAUUGGGGACGUCCUCCUGGUGGGAGGCAUGACCCGGAUGCCAAAGGUCCAGUCCACAGUGCAGGAGGUGUUUGGCAGGACGCCCAGUAAGGCUGUGAACCCAGAUGAAGCCGUGGCCAUCGGUGCGGCGAUCCAGGGCGGAGUGUUGGCCGGAGACGUGACAGACGUUCUGCUCCUGGACGUCACACCUCUGUCCCUCGGCAUCGAGACACUGGGAGGAGUCUUCACCAAACUCAUCAACAGGAACACCACCAUCCCUACCAAAAAGGGACAGGUUUUCUCCACAGCUGCAGAUGGACAGACACAGGUGGAGAUCAAGGUGUACCAGGGAGAGCGAGAGAUGGCCGCCAACAACAAGCUGUUGGGUCAGUUCCAGCUGGUCGGGAUCCCGCCCGCACCACGGGGGGUCCCACAGAUCGAGGUGACCUUUGACAUUGACGCCAACGGUAUCGUGAAUGUGUCUGCACGAGACAAGGGAACUGGCAAGGAGCAGCAGAUCGUGAUCCAGUCCAGUGGAGGUUUGAGUAAGGAUGACAUUGAGAACAUGGUCAAACAGGCAGAGAAGUUUGCUGAAGAGGACAAGAAGAAGAAGGAAGAAGUGGAGGCUGUGAACCAAGCUGAGAACAUCAUCCACGACACAGAAUCCAAGAUGGAGGAGUUCAAGGACCAGCUGCCACAGGAUGAGUGUGACAAGUUGAAGGAGGAGAUCUCCAGGGUUCGUGACCUGCUGGCCAGGAAAGACGAGGUGGCAGCAGAUGACAUCAGACAGGCGUCCUCACAGAUGCAGCAGGCCUCACUCAAACUCUUCGAAAUGGCCUACAAAAAGAUGGCAGCUGAGAAAGAAGGUGGACAGCAACAGGACCAGCAGCAACAACAGCAGGAAACAACAGACAGCGAUAAGAAGGAGGACAAGAACUAGGGAUCGUCACUAAAUUCUAGAUUGUUAAGGUUAUACAUUUAUUGGAACUGAUCAUGUCUAUACUAUAUGGAGAGACGUAUGCAGGCAGUACUAUAUUACCCUUCAGAAAAAUACUAUCCCACAAUGUAUAUGUCUAUGGGGGGAGGGUAUUUUGUUUACUACAAUGUGUUGUAGUAGUGGUAUAUGUGAGCUGUACAUGUGUGACUAACUUGAAAUAACGGUAUAAUGUAGUCCACAAGUCAAAGCCACAAAGUAAGUCACCUGUCGUGUCCCUUGAAGUACAAUGUAGCUUGCAUCUAUCUAUGUGUAAAAUCAGUCACAGGUCCAGAAGAAGAAUGAUCUUUAGACAAAUUUGUGUUUUGGGAGGCCCAAACAGUUGGCAAUCCAUUGGAAAUAUACAAUUUAUCCAGAGCUUCAUAAGGGAGAGGUGUUUUUACUUCUAACAAGAGUAUUACUCCAGAACUAAAUCUCUUAUUGCAUCUUGGUAGUUGUGAGUCAAAAAUAGCGUCAGCCAAGUUGAAGGUAAAUAAGUUAGAAAAACUAAAACUUUACACAAUACAUAAAGGACUUGAUGUUUCCUGCUGAAAUGAGCGCUGUACUGAUAUUUGCAAAUGUAACAUUGCUCUAGUGUAUGCUUAGUUUUUACAUGUCUGUCAGAAAGUUACCAUUCCAGGUAAUAUGCUCUCCAUGUUCCCAUCUUAAUCCUGUCUGUACAGUUAUGUAGAAGAUACAUGUACAUGUUUGUGUUGAUUUUGGGUAUUUGUAUCAUCAAGCCUUUUUGGUAGUAAAUCAAUCCUUUGAAACCCUU